Cyphellophora attinorum is the source of this 2427-nucleotide messenger RNA. RefSeq lists its product as uncharacterized. The transcript has 3 exons. Bases 1 to 2427 code for a protein of 808 amino acids. The record is from RefSeq and is a predicted model, not a curated record. NCBI's taxonomy places the organism in Eukaryota, Fungi, Ascomycota, Eurotiomycetes, Chaetothyriales, Cyphellophoraceae.
AUGAUAUUGCCGGUCGACCAAGUGACUUUGGCUACGGCCUCGUCACUUGACAACCGUACAGCCGAUUGUGUGUUUCCAGGCACCGUCAUUAUCGAAAGUACAGCUCAGAACUACCAAGUGGCCACAUUGAUUCUGGUCAUUCUAGGCUUCAUACUCAUUAGUUUGCUGGGAGCAUUUUUCGCCUUCAAAGUGUCUCGCACUCCUCCUCGAGUUACGAUUCCUAGCGCCACUCCGAGCACGAUCCAGUCCAGAGCUGUCACACCGACGACAACACCAGCUACUCCGCCUGGUCCUGCGCCACGGCCUGUGCCAGUGCCUAAUGUCCAGAAUUCUCCGACUCGACACCCUAUGCCUCGUCCCGGGGCUAUCAGAGGCAUAUCUAUUCAUCCCAAUCAAGACAUCGUACCACCUCCAUCGGAGAAUCCUCCUCCAGUCCCAACUCGGUCUUCUGCUCGUGUAAGCCCAGCCGAAGAAGCAGAGUUGUCGUCAAGUUCCCCAUCAGUUGGUAGCGCGACUACACCUCCGCCUCGCAGAAAUCUCGCAGCAGCAACCCCUACGGCACGUCGCUCACCAGUCAACGGCAGAAUGGCAUCGCUCCCGACCUUGAAACCAUUGCAGAAGGUGGCAGUAGCUCAUCGUCCUCGUCUGGCCCAUCGCUCCCUGCCGCCGCGCCCACCACCACCGCCACCCCCUGAUGACGACGACGACGAGCUCGACGAGCUCGAGAGCCGCGAGCACCGAGACCUCGCCAUGGCCAUCGAGGACUCUCUGCGCGACCAGCGCGCCGGUCGUCGCAUUGGCGGCAGCAUUGCCAGCAACCUCGCCGCCGCUCGCGCUCACGCUCGCCAAUCCGGCGAUCCUACUGCUGGUCACGCUACUGGUUCCCCGGUCUUCAAUCUCAAUGGUCUUCCUGAACAUCCACAAGAAGAGUCACACCGCGACGGUCCAGACGGUACAGACGGUCCAGACGAUGAGUCGAACGAUGCAAACGAUGCAAACGAUGGAUCGAACGCUGCGCACGAUGAGUCAAACGAUGAUGGUAUGCCUGGAAGGCGCAACGAUCAGUCAAAUGGCAGCCCUGGUCAACAGCGGUUCAGACAGCCUUUCGGCGGUGAUGGCGCCAGCGAUACUCCACCUCACGAAGCUGACGAGGAUUCGGCACAGUCUUCUGCUCAACUGACCGGUCCGACUGGAGAAGAACAGCAGACUUCCUCGCAGCAGAGUCAGCAUGCCACGAGCGGCCAGAAUCCGCCUCAGCCAUCCACCUCUGAGCAAGAGCCAGCCGACGCAGGUAUGCUUGCUCCACCCUUCGAACACGCGGGUAGAGCCCCCAGAGCGUCACCAAACAAUCCAAACUACUCAUAUCCAUAUCCUGGCUCGAUCGUCGAUUCCUCAGACUAUGAUCCGGAGAGGCACUUGCACGGUCCAAGUCAGAUCAGAUCUCCCAACCAUAGAGGAUGUUAUUUGGGUGAAUGGUCUCGGCCACGGUAUGUCGGACCUCCGAGGUCCUUGGGUCGAGAUCAAGCAACAGAUUCGGCAAACGAAAGCAACGUCGAGGACCCCCCGCCAAGAAGCUUUUCUCCUCUUUUCCCUCCCGGGUUGCAACGAGCAGUUGAAGUCUCCGAGACAUCCCAGACGGAUGCACCUACCGUCCACUUCGACCAUGCACCUAACGUCCACUUCGAUCGUGCACCUACCGUCCACUUCGACCGUCCACGCAUGCUGACAAGACGUCCUCAGGAGCGGCCUCACGCUUCGUCAUCGCGAUCGGCGUCGCCCGAGCGCCGCCCUCACCCAGAGUUCCGAAGUGGCUUAUUCAACUACCCACCUGAAGCAGACGAAGACCCGACGUACUCAGUAUUCGACUCCAGCCGUCUGAGAGACCAUCCCUAUGCCCGCGAGCCAGCUGGGUAUCCUGCUGGCCUACAACCUGACCAUCGAGCUGCCAAUCGGAGAGCGCAACGUCGAGCAGACAAUUUCGCACGGGACAGGACCGCCUCCAUCUGCAGUUUCACCAUUUGCUCCAUCUACAGGACCGCCUUUCCCUCGAUCAACGGCACCGCCAUCGGUUCCGUCGACUGGACCGCCUUUCCCUCGGUCAACGGCACCGCCAUCGGUUCCGUCGACUGGCCUUCCAUUCGGUCAACCGGCAGGCCCGCCCUUCCCUCCAUCAGCCGCCCGGGUGCCGCCAUUCCGACUGUCGCCUACAUCGCCAUCCACUACGCCAGCAGGGCCACCAUUCCCUGGAUCAGCAGCACCGGGUCCACCCACCCCACUCGCUUCAUCAUCCGCAUCGGUUCCAUCAACACUACUGGGGCCAUCGACAACGCCAAUCCCAUCAAUCGAGCCAGCUGCAUCGACCGCAUCGUCAAGACAACCGGAGGUGGAAUGGGCGACGGACGAGGAGACUGGGCAUGCGGCUGCUGA